GUACCCACCGGCACCGGCAUGUGUAGUGACACAUGCGGUUCCAUCCCAGUAAAGUAUCCUUUCGGCACAGGAUUGGGAUGUGGGAACCCAGAUUUUGGGAGAUACAUAAAAUGCAAAGCAGGGAAACUCCAAUUCUCAACAAGUAGUGGUGCCUACACUGUUUCUUCAAUUGAUUACCAAACUCAAACUGUUAUACUCUCAGAUCCCCUCAUGUCAACUUGUAAUUCGAUGCAGAAUUCAGGUAGUUUUAGAUUGGAUUCAUCUUCUCCAUUCAAUAUAGUAACAGAGGAUAUCUUUGUUUUGCUUGGUUGCUCUACAACAUCUCCAGUUUUCGAUCCAAAUGAGGAGUUAUGCGACAACACUGGUUCAGCUUCUCGUGUGUGUAAGGGUUUGUAUUCUUGCAAAGGUGUUUCAGGAAUUGGGUUGGAACCAAAUGCUCCAAUUUCUACUUGUUGUGUUUAUGAAGCACCAAUUGGGCUGUUGGGUUCUUCUUCAUAUGCAGUACUUGAUCUUCCUAAGCUUCAAUGUUCAUCUUAUUCAUGUAUUUAUGGCUUUGGGGAAGAUGAGAUGGAUCCAAAGAAAUGGAAUUAUGGAAUUUCUCUUCAGUUUAAUGAUUCUAAUUAUCAAACAGAUGCUUCUAAUUGUAAGAAUUGUGAGGUCAGUGGUGGUUUGUGUGGCUUCAAUGGCUUGGAUGAAUCUUUUGCUUGUGUUUGUCGUAAUGGUGUCAACACCACCACUACCUGCUAUGGACAAGGCUAUACAUGGAGUGGAACAUGGAGACCCAAAAUUCAAAUCAAAUGGAGUCUCUCAGGGAUUUUCGUCGUCUGGAUUGCAUUCUUUUAUUUAAGCAUCAGAGGAUAUGGCUUCUCAUAA
Molecule: messenger RNA, 873 nt
Organism: Telopea speciosissima
Lineage: Eukaryota; Viridiplantae; Streptophyta; Magnoliopsida; Proteales; Proteaceae
Product: wall-associated receptor kinase-like 15
Exons: 3
Coding region: 19-873 (284 amino acids)
Molecular function (GO): polysaccharide binding
Source: RefSeq, a predicted model, not a curated record